This is a messenger RNA of Clunio marinus, 309 nucleotides long. NCBI's taxonomy places the organism in Eukaryota, Metazoa, Arthropoda, Insecta, Diptera, Chironomidae. The record is from the annotation of a GenBank genome assembly.
AUGGAGAAGCUGUCGAUACCACCUACAACAUUUGUCUUCCAUAAAUAUUUAUCAUCAAUUUUCCCAAACAUUGAGAAUUUUCAUUUAGAAACUAAACUUGCACAUUUGAAUAGUUUUUCACAUGCUUCAAGUUCUUGGUUUGCUUUGAUUUUAAAAAGGUUCAAAGAAUUCGUUUUGAUAUCAAAAGCUUUACGAAAAUCUGAAAGUUUAAUAUUUGAUUCAACGAUUUUUAAAAGUUUCAGCAACUUUGUCGCAGAAGCCAAUGAAAGUUUAAUAUUAGUUGCUAGUAUCGUCAGGGAUUUGUUGUGA